AUGUCAAACGGAGUUGUUUUUACCUUGUUUGAAGAUGUUGCCAGUGUUGCGGUAAAAGGAAGUUGUGCAGAUUCAGUUCCCACUCCCACUAUUGUAAUUUCCUCUGGGUACAUCAAUGUAGCUACACCUGUUACAGUACGCUGUGAGUCACCAGAAGGCACAGAGUGCCAUUUCAACAGAGAUCAUGACCCCAAACCUAUAAGAAAAGUGGAUUACAAGCAGGGUGCUUGCCAGUUCAAGUUGUUAUGGAAUGAGUUCAAAAAGUGGAACAAGACUGAAGUAGAUCUCAGCUGUGUAAUUCUACAGAACAGACAAGGUGAAACGAUCAAAACCUCUAAACCCAGUGACGCUCGAAGACUUAAUGUGGGUGAUCCAAUUGGAAAGCCCAGAGUUAAUGUGGAGAAGAUUGUGAAUUACCUCAAUCUUCGAUGUGAGGCCAAGGCUGGCACCUCAUGCUACUUUUAUCUGAACAAUGGUGACUCACACUUUAAAAAACUACCCUACAAAGACAAUGUCUGUGUGGGGAGAGUGGCAGAAGAAGAACUGCAGAGGAAGAGGAGCAGUGCUGGAGAGAUCUUCAUCACCUGUGCUGUGGAGCUGGUUGUAGAGGGUGAAGAUACUGUGACAUCACAGCAUAGUGAAUCCCUCGAUAUCACCAUAGAUGUUGUAAAUCCUCCAGGAGCUACUAGUUCCCCAUCAGCAUUCAGUGUAAUCAUAACUGGUCAGGAGAAGACAAACAGCAAUGUCACAGACCAAGGAAGAGUUUCUUCAGGUCCAGGGUUCCUCAUCAUCAUCAUUCUGGGUGCUGGUUCCCUUUUCCUGGUUCUGCUAGCUGGGUCUGUGCUGUGUGUUCUCCAAUGCAAAUGUGGGGUUCAUGGCAGGCCUGUAAAUACAGGAAGGCCACCUGAGCAGCAAGACCAAACCCCACCUUGUGUCUAUUCUGUCAUCACAAAGCCGUCUAGGGAUGAGGAAGAGGACACUAGUCUGCAAUACGCUACAGUGACAUCAACUGGUGACCCAGCUAGUAUUCAAUAUGCAACAGUGAAAUCUACCGGUAACCAAGUUGGACCUGGGCGCACCAAGAUCAAGUUUGAAAUAGCUGGAGAGUACGCCCUCUUAGCAGAAUCAUAGAAGAUUAAACAUUUACUGGAUAACAUUUUUUGACAUAGUUUACAGUUAUAAUCCUAUAUUUCUUUCUUUCUUCAUAUUGGAUCAUAAUUUACUCAUAGUACAACAAAUACUGCCACAACAACAAAGACUAAAGAUAUCUACUCCUUUCUGAAAACAAGCAGUUUCAACUAUUUGCAUUUUAGGUUAAAUGAAAUAAAUGAAAAAUUAACUUUGUCUGAAACGUAAAAUAAAUAUUUUCCUAAAUUGAGUUACCCAAUCUAGUCAGCAGUCAACAAUCAGUAGUCACCAAUCUAUUUCCCUCCUUGACAAGAGUCAAUAGAGACUCAUAGCCACAAGAAGGUAGAACAAAUGUCAAACUUCGCUUGUUACAUCUCUACAUCUCUCUCUCCUUUUCUGAUCUCUCGCUCUCUACAUCUCUCUCUUUAACCAUGUCUGGUGUAUAUUAGUUUUCAGUGGUGGAAAAAGUAGUCAACUGUCAUACUUGAGUAAAAGUAAAGAUACCUUCAUAGAAAAUGACUCAAGUAAGAGUAAAAGUCAGCCAGUAAAAGUUUACUUGAGUAAAAGUCUUUCAGUAUUUGGUUUAAAAUAUACUUAAGUGUCAAAAUUAAAAGUAUAAAUCAUUUUAAAUUCCUUAUAUUAAGCAAACCAGAAUGCACCAUUUUUUCUUUUUUUACUGAAGGCCACUCCAACACUCAUCAUUUACAAACAAAUCAUGUCAGUUUAGUGAGUCCGCCAGAACAGAGGCAGUAGGGAUGACCAGGGAUGUUCAGUUGAUAAGUGUGUGAAUUUGACUAUUUUCCUGUCCUGCUUAUCAUUCAAAAUGUAACGAGUACUUUUGGGUGUCAAGGAAAAUGUUUGGAGCAAAAAGUACAAUAUGUUCUUAAAGAAUGUAGUGAACUAAAAGUAAAAGUAGUCAAAAAUAGAAAUAGUAAAGUAUAGAUACCCCAAAAAGCUACUUAAGUAUUACUUUAAAGUAUUUUACAUUAAGUACUUUACACCUCUGUUAGUUUAAAAAAUGUGUUUUGUUAUUAUCACGGUUUACUUACAGUAUGUGCCUUUACUUCCACAUGUUGAUACACUACCUCCAUAUUUCUUCUCACUGCUUCCUGAUUUAGAUAUCAAAUCACAUUUUAUUUGUCACAUACAUAUGGUUAGCAGAUGUUAAUGUGAGUGUAGCGAAAUUCUUGUGCUUCUAGUUCUAGUUCCAACCAUGCAGUAACAUCUAACAAGUAAUCUAUCAAUUUCACAACAACUACCUUUUACACACAAGUCUAAAGGAAUGAAUUGUAACGAACGUCGUCGGGAGAAGGAGAAGAGGACCAAGGUGCAGCGUGGUAAGUAUUCAUAAUACUUUUAAUAAAUACAAACACUUGAACAAAAAGACAAACGGACAGUUCUGCAAGGUGCAAUACACAAAACAGAAAACAACUACCCACAAACACAGGUGGGAACAGGCUACCUAAGUAUGGUUCUCAAUCAGAGACAACGAUAGACAGCUGCCUCUGAUUGACAACCACACAUGGCCAAACACAAAGAAAUAGACAACAUAGAACACCAGACAUAGAAUGCCCACCCCAACUCACGCCCUGACCAAACCAAAAUAGAGACAUAAACAAGGAACUAAGGUCAGGGCGUGACAUAAAUAACAAUAUGUACAUAUAAAUAUAUGGAUGAGCGAUGGCCAAACGGCAUAGGCAAGAUUCAGUGGAUGGUAUAGAGUACAGUAUAUACAUAUGAGAUGAGUAAUGUAGGGUAUGUUAACAUUUUAUAAAGUGGCAUUGUUUAAAGUGACUAGUGAUACAUUUAUUGCAUCAAAUUUUUAUUAUUAAAGUGGCUAGAGAUUUGAGUCAGUAUGUUGGCAGCAGCCACUCAAUGUUAGUGAUGGCUGUUUAACAGUCUGAUGGCCUUGAGAUAGAAGCUGUUUUUCAGUCUCUCGGUCCCAGCUUUGAUGCACCUGUUCUGACCUUGCCUUCUGGAUGACAGAGGGGUGAACAGGCAGUGGCUGGGAUGGUUGUUGUCCUUGAUGAUCUUUUUGGCCUUCCUGUGACAUUGGGUGGUGUAGGUGUUCUGGAGGGCAGGUAGUUUGCCCCCGGUGAUGCGUUGUGCAGACCGCUCCACACUCUGGAGAGCCUUGCGGUUGUGGGCGGUGCAGUUGCCGUACCAGGUGGUGAUACAGCCCGACAGGAUGCUCUCGAUUGUGCAUCUGUAAAAGUUUGUGAGUGUUUUUGGUGACAAGCCAAAUUUCUUCAGCCUCCUGAGGGUUAAGAGGAGCUGUUGCGCCUUCUUCACCAUGCUGUUUGUGUGGGUGGACCAUUUCAGUUGGUCCGUGACGUGUACGCCGAGGAACUUAAAACUUUCCACCUUCUCCACUACUGUCCCAUCGAUAUGGAUAAGGGAGUGCUCCCUCUGCUGAUUCCUGAAGUCCACGAACAUCUCCUUUGUUUUGUUGAUGUUGAGUGUGAGGUUAUUUUCCUGACACCAUACUCCGUGGGCCCUCACCUCCUCCCUGUAGGCCGUCUCGUCAUUGUUGGUAAUAUCUGCUACUGGCUAGGCCCAACCUAAUCUCGAAAACCCAGAACAAAAUCUUGCAUGAACUUAACUCUCAUAACCCCUGUGCUCCCGACACAGGUAACAUGUUUGUUUUCCGAUCUUAGGACAGAAUAGGCCCACCCAGAUCUGUCUUAUCUACACCUACAAUUGGAGCACAUUAAAAAACCUAUGACAGCUUUAGGUAUGUUAGUGUAUAUGAAAAUGAUGCACCAUCACAAAAGGGAGCUUUUGUUUCACCAUAAAUGUAGAGAGGAGAGACACAAAAUACAGUGUGUCACACUCACUACUGUGGCAUUGCCUGAGUCAUUAUCUACAGCCAACAGCUCCUGUGUAUAUUUAUAAAAACAUUUUUGUUGAUAAUAUCUGCUACUAUCUGCUACUCUGUGGACCCCACCUAUUGUAGUCUGUUCCUGUUCCUCUCAGACCAAUUGCAUUCUCAUACUGGGCUAUAAAUAGAUGUGCAAAGGUUUUAAGAUGUGAUUCAUUUGAACAAGUAUACUUGAUGCAUUUGUAAUGAACAGCUUUCAUGAUGUAUAAGUAAAUUAUUUGUGUGCAAAACUAGAGACUAAUGAAACCCACAUGAUAAUUGCAACAAUUUAAUAAAAUUAUUAUUAUUUAUUUUUUUACCCCUUUUUUCUCCCCAAUUGGUAGUAGUUACAGUCUUGUCUCAUCGCUGCAACUCCCAUAUCGAUUCGGGAGAGGCGAAGGACGAGAGCCAUGCGUCCUCCUAAACACAACCCAACCAAGCCUGCUUCUUGACACAAUGCCCAUCCAACCUGGAAGCCAGCAGCACCAAUGUGUCGGAGGAAACACCGUACACCUGUCUACCGUGUCAGAGUGCACUGCGCCCGGCCCGCCACAGGAGUCGCUAGUGUAACCGAUGUGAAAUGGCUGGCUAGUUAGCGGUGGUGCGCGCUAAUAGCGUUUCAAU
This is a messenger RNA of Salvelinus fontinalis (brook trout), 4612 nucleotides long. RefSeq lists its product as uncharacterized. Lineage: Eukaryota; Metazoa; Chordata; Actinopteri; Salmoniformes; Salmonidae. Bases 1 to 1131 code for a protein of 376 amino acids. The transcript has 10 exons. The record is from RefSeq and is a predicted model, not a curated record.